Molecule: messenger RNA, 3541 nt
Organism: Chenopodium quinoa (quinoa)
Lineage: Eukaryota; Viridiplantae; Streptophyta; Magnoliopsida; Caryophyllales; Amaranthaceae
Product: pentatricopeptide repeat-containing protein At1g80880, mitochondrial-like
Exons: 3
Coding region: 639-2354 (571 amino acids)
Molecular function (GO): protein binding
Source: RefSeq, a predicted model, not a curated record
CGUUAUCCCCUUGAACUUAUACAUCAAAUGAGUUAUCUUUCUGUUUAAAAAGUUUCAUCAUAAACACAGUAAGGAUUGUCUAAUUAGAGAUUACGGUUUAAGGUAGGAAACAAAUUAGAUUUGUGCUGAGCCUGAUCUAAGGAAGACAGGGUUGGGGUUAGCUACCUUGGUAAAGCCGGAAGCUCAGAACGCUGGAGGUUCCAUUGUCGACUAAGUUCAAGUAUUGAUCAAAAUUCUUUAGUUAAAUAACUAUUAUUGCGAAGCAUGAUGGGCUUUUAAACUGUUAAAAUAAUUUAUAUUGAUGUAUAAGUAGUAGAGUUCUGAUAACUAGUACCAUCAAAAGUCAUUUAAGUAAUUAUCAGAUCGAAUCCUAGUAAAAAUCAGUGUAUUAUUAAGAACUGUUAUUUUAAAUUAAGGUACAGUUAUUAAUUUUUAAGUCAUUAAAUACUGUUAUUAAUUUAUUAAAUACUGUUAUUAAGUCAUUAAAUACUGUUAUUUACCCUAAAAAAAUAUAUUAAAAAAAAAAAUUGACGUCACUUGGUAUUCGGUAGCCUAUACCGGGUAGCGGUCCAUCAUUCCCCUUUACACUUUGAACUCAUAUACUUUUAUACAAGCUUUGUUAGGUUGAUCCUUAAAUCAUGGCAUUCUUUGUAUUAGCUAAAAGGCAGCUGAUUUCCCAUCAAAUUCAGUUUCGUUCUUUGCUAUCAACACUUAUUGUUCGCCCCCAGAUUCCCUCUUCUUCAAAUGGGUAUUUCAACAUCUUCUCUCAGACAUUCCGUCGAACACUUUCAAUGCACUUUCAUACUCCCUUACACAGAAAACAUUCGCUGCAUUCCUCAACAUUACAACCAUAUUUUAUACAAUCUUUUUAUAACCCUAUUGAUUUCAAUGCAAUUGUAACCGAAAACAAUCAGAAAGAUGAACCGGGUGUUGUUGAAUUAGUAGAAUUAGUGCAGAAAACCAAGGAUUUUACUUCUAGGAAGGAAGCUAUUGAUUUUGUAGCUGGUUCUAGUAUUAAUCCUGAUGCCAACAAGGUUUAUUUAGCUAUCUGGGAAUUGAGGAAUGAUUGGAAGUUGGCUUUAUUGGCAUUUGAAUUGAAUUUAAAAUGGAGUUUUGAAAAUGAGAAAUCAUUAGGUUUGAUAGUUUGGGUAUUGGGUACUCAUCAGAAGUUUGAUGUUGCUUGGUCUUUGAUUCGUGAUUUGCACGGGUCGGCGGAUUCUCGACAAGCAAUGCUUGCUAUCAUAGAGAGAUAUGCAGCAGCAAAUAAUCAUGAGAAGGCCAUUAAAACAUUUCAAUUUAUGGAGAAAUUGACACUACAUCCAGAUCAGAAUGCAUUAUAUACUGUCAUUAGUGCUCUAUGCAGAUAUGGCAAUAUUGAAGAGGCUGAGGAAUUCAUGCUAAAAAAUAAGAAGCUAUUUCCUCUUGAGAUUGAGGGCUUUAAUAUCAUUCUUCAUGGUUGGUGCAAUAUUAUUGUUGAUGUUGUUGAAGCAAAGAGAGUCUGGAGAGAGAUGGCAAGUUGCUGUGUUACACCUGAUGCAAUGUCUUACACACACAUGAUUUCCUGCUUCUCGAAGGUCGGAAACCUUUUUGAUUCUCUGAGACUCUAUGAUGAGAUGAAGAAAAGGGGAUGGAUCCCUGGCCUUGAUGUCUAUAAUUCACUGAUUUAUGUUAUGGCUCAUGAAAACUGUUUGAGUGAAGCUCUUAAAAUUCUUGAGAAAAUCAAAGAGAUGGGUUUAAAACCAGAUUCUAAGUCAUACAAUUGCUUGAUUUGUCCUCUAUGUGAAGCUGGGAAAUUCAAGGAGGCAAAAAAUCUGCUGUCCAUUAUGACACAAGAGCAAGUCCAACCAACUAUUGAGACAUAUCAAGCAUUCUUGAAAGGUGCUGAUUUGGAAAGCACUUUUAAAAUUCUGAGUCAGAUGAAAAACGAUAAAGUUGGUCCAGACAAUUGUACAUUUCUACUAAUUUUUGAUAGGUUUUUUAAAUUAAGAGAACCUGGAAAUGUGUUGAAGCUGUGGGUUGAAAUGAGACACUUUGGAGUAGAUCCUGAAUCAGGACACUACCAGUCUGUUGUGCAUGGUUUGGCAAAUUGCGGCUGUUUGAUGAAGGCUAAGGAAUUGUACACUGAGAUGCUUUCAAAUGGCUUUGUAGAUGAUCCGACACUCCAGAAAUUGCUACAAGGGCCAGAAGAAGGUAGUCAUCAUAGGGAAGUUGGGUCUAUAAAAUUUGUGAGGCCUGCUAAUGAAUCAAAAUCAUCAUAUACAUCCUGUGUCAGACUAGAGAGGGGAGGGGGAAGGAAAAGUCGAGGUGCCAAAAGCUCAAAGAAGCAUCAAAGAUUCAAAGGAUCCUCUGUGUAAUUAUGAUUUAUGAACCAAGUUAUAUCAGAUGAUCUACUAUGUCAUCAAUAUUGCUUCAAUCAAAAUAGUCUUUUGUGAUAGAAAGAUAGCUCUUGGUGAAUUAUAGCUAUGCUAUGAAUGAAAGGUGAAGACAGGCUUGUUAAACUGGUGUAGAUAAUCUGGGAGGGUAACAGUACUGAGGUUAUUCUGGGUAAAAAUUCCAGAGUAUGUGAAUUGAGUACUGAUGUUCACUAAGGAUUGCCUUAAUCUAAUUUCUGUUUGCACCUCCAGCUAAUGAUCGCUUUAGUGUCAGCCCUGUCAGGUUGAUUGCAUGAUGAUAAUAAAGGGUGGAAGCUUGUUAUUCUAGAGUUUGAUGGCAGCUUUGGCCCAGAGAACUAAUUACAUGGGCAUUAAUGGAUGAAAUUGCUUCUAAAACUAAUCUGAUAUGCAUAAAGUUGGCUUUAUGUUUAAAGGGAGCAGGACAGGAGGGAUGGAAAGCUCAAACUUGGCUCUUUUGCUAAGAGACUAUUUCCAAGAUCAGUUUUAUUUAACCCCCAUUUUAUAUGCAAGUUAGCUUGUCAGUUGAGGAUUGCAUCUCUGAAUUUGAUUAGUAUGAUGUCCAUGAAAAGCCUGAAGAAAAAAAAGAACUUUUGUGGUGAUUGCUGAACAUAGAUCUUACUGGAAAGGUUGAGCUCUAGCACAAUGGAUCGUGUGAUUUUUUGAGUAUAUGUGUAGAUCUUCUAUUAGGUUGAUGUGAAUUUGUGGGGGUGCAUCUGCGAGCAAGAACGUUAGAACGCUAAAGAAUAUUGGUUUCUGGCUCUUCAACAUCCAACAAAAACAACGAUGCUGACAGUGCCAUGGUUUUGGGCAUAUAUAUAGCAUCGAAAUACUAAGAGCCUAAGAGGUACAUGUUGACUAUAUACAUGAGUAUGAUGAUCAUAAAUUCAUAAGGCUCGAUACACAUGAUAAUGCUUUAAGGAUAAAGAUUUGAUGAGGAGACUGGUAUAGAAUUCGAGACCCCAUUGAACCUCUUAUGUUGUUUCUCCAUGGAGUCACCCAAAUGUCCUCUCAGCUUGUUGAAUCGGAAAGAAAGGUCUAACCACUUGAAUUAUUCCUCACUCUCGAAUAUCAUUGCUAAUAUAAAUGUUAAACACAAAUACUAUGUAUAGUAAAUUAUAUGCGUUUAUAUAAUGGUACUCCGUAGUAAA